CGUUCUCUAACAGUUUUGGAUACAUUAGAGGUGGAGACAGAUACAGUACACAGGACAAUGUGGUGAGGCUCGCAGUGGUGGUAAUCGGGGAAAAAGAUCAACCAACUCGGGCCAAAAAAGGAGGGGGGAACAGAAGUAUAUAACCCAGUUGGGACCAACAGAGCAUGUACAAGUCUUCUUUCCACCUGAGGAGCUCCUGCUCAAAUCAGAGCCACUUCCAUCAACAGAAACCUUAAAGCGAUGAAGUGUAACCAUCUCCUCUCCUGGGCCUUCCUGCUGGUGGCCUCUGGACCACUGCUGGCCCACCCCAUGACAGAAUCUGCUGAGAUGCCCUAUCCCGGACCCGUAUCAGCGGAGGACCGAGGAGUCGGCGUGCUGGGUGAUCUGUCCCUCCCUGAGCAAACCUUCCCUCUUCAAGAUGGUGCUGGCCUCAGAUAUUCCUCUCUGAUAUCUGGGGAGACCAACAGAGACGGUGUCAGAACAGCAGGCCUGCUCCCGAGGGGGAUGAAAAGAGAGGUCCUACUGGAGAAACAAAGUCUCCUAAAUCCUUUGAGCCGUGUGCUGGGCAUCCGGAAAGAGUUCAGGAAGAGGGCAGGGAAUUCGGAGUGUUUCUGGAAGUACUGUGUUUAAAAGUGUGCACAGGCACUGAUGCCACACACAAGAGACAGGGCUUGCACUAAAACAAAAAUCUUCAAACAAAUCAAUCUAAAUCUAACUAAAACAAGUCAAUCUAAAUCUUUAUCUUGCACUCACAUAUGCAGACAAAAUAAGAUCACGCAUGCAUAUACUGUAUGUGCGCAUAUGCAUGCUCAGGUGCAUGUACUCACAUACACACUCACACUCGCAGGUUAGUUUUCGUCAGUAUUCGUUCUCAAACAGAACAAUGCCAUAGGAAUGACUGAGACAUGUUGCUUGGGCACUUAUGAUUACAAUUUACACUUUUCUGUUGUGUGUGAAAUUGUAUUUAAGUACACACAUUUGUUCAAAGGCCCGGGUUGUCUGGUGUAUGACCAAUUGUCUUUUAAAUGUGAAAGUCAAUAGUUAUACAGCAUUGUAUGUUGAACGGUAUUAAAAACUGUAUUAUAAA
Messenger RNA from Scatophagus argus, 1087 nucleotides. RefSeq names its product urotensin-2-like. The coding region runs from base 241 to 630 and encodes 129 amino acids. The record is from RefSeq and is a predicted model, not a curated record. Gene Ontology annotation, biological process: regulation of blood pressure; blood vessel diameter maintenance. Gene Ontology annotation, cellular component: extracellular region. Gene Ontology annotation, molecular function: hormone activity. The transcript is spliced from 5 exons. NCBI's taxonomy places the organism in Eukaryota, Metazoa, Chordata, Actinopteri, Scatophagidae.